GGCGUGCGUCGAGGCUUGAGGCCCCACAUCCAAGAUGGAGGCCGGUGGAAACAACAAAAGGCAGGGCCUGCCUAAAUUACGAGAACUUUUGCGCCGCCAACGGAAAGACUCCGACGGUAACUUGGAGCAGCCUGACCUGGAGUUUGAAUAUGACGAUGCCGACAGACACCAGGUGGAGAUAGCAGAGCUCUACAGUUACACAGAAGAACCAGAGUUCACGCAAAACAGAAAAUACUUUGAAGAGGAUUAUCAGCAAAGAGUCCCAGAAAAAUGGACGGUAAUAGACUCGGGUCUGCAGAAGAUGCACGUUCUCCGGCUUCUGAACGGUACGGAGGACACCCGGCGCGAGCGGCGAAUCCGGUCCAUGCGGUCGCUGCUGUACCUGGCCCAGGGUGUGUUCGGAGAGUGCGAAACGGAGGCGGACCAGCUGAAGUGGGCGCGGCACAACGUCUUCGUGCUGUACGACUGCGGCGUCUUCUCCGCCUGCGUCGAGCUGCUCAGCAUGGAGAUAGAGAACGGCAACGCGCAGGCCAGCGCUCUAAGGAAGCCCGCGGUCUCGUUGGCGGACAGCACGGACCUCAGAGUUGUCCUGAGUAUCCUGUACACCAUGGUAGAGACCAUGAGGGUCGGAUGUGAAGCAGACACUCAAGAACAACAACAUCUCAGGGACAUGUUCCAACGAGAACUUGGCCAAGCCAUCUAUGGUAAAGAGAACCUGGCUGUUCUACUGUUUGGGAUGGUGACAAAAUUCUGCAGUGGAAAUGCUCCUCACUUCCCCAUGAAGAAAGUUUUGCUGCUACUCUGGAAAGUUGUCUUGACGUCUCUGGGAGGUUUUCGUGAGCUGCAGGACUGGAAGAACAAGGCGCGGGAAGUGGCGGGUUUGCCCCACGUGCCGGACGACAGUCUCAACGUCAUCAAGAACAUGCGCGCCGCGUCCCCUCCCACCUCCGCUACCGAGAUCGUGGAGCAGGCCAGGAGACCCAGGAUGUCCCAGAGAAAAGAGUUAAUACUGAGGCAGACGAGCAUGGAGGAUUCCAUGCAGGGGCAGGAAGGAGAGGAUGAUGGGAAGGAAGGCGAGGAUGAUGAUUUAGAUGAUUAUAACGAGGGGAUGCCGGGUGCCAUGCGACCUUCAACCCCUCCGCCACCUCUAGUCCAUGUACCAAAGGGGCUUCCCUGGACUCCAAAAGUCAGACAAAAAGAUUUGGAAUGCUUCCUGGACCACACUAGAAACAAAUUUGUAGGUUUUUCAGUCGGAAUAGAUUCUGACACAUUGAUAGGACUUCCACAACCUAUACAUGAAGGAGUUAAAGUUUUGAAAAAGCAUGUUUACGUGUCACUGGCUGAAGUCCAAAUCAGGAGAGAAGAAGAAAUUGCCAAGAACCCCAUGACAAAGUUCGACCUUGUUGCUCAGGGUGAAGGUGAGAUCGUGAUGACACCACGAGAGGUGCUGUACCAGGGGAUGCUGCCCAGUCUGCCACAGUACAUGAUCGCCCUGUUGAAGAUCCUCCUAGCAGCUGCCCCCACGUCUAAAGCCAAGACAGACUCCAUAAACAUCUUGGCAGAUGUGCUACCGGAGGAAAUGCCGAUCACAGUGUUGCAGUCCAUGAAACUGGGUAUAGAUGUGAACAGACACAAGGAGAUCAUAGUGAAGGCCAUCUCAGCUGUACUGCUGUUGCUACUCAAACACUUCAAACUCAACCAUGUCUACCAAUUUGAGUACAUGUCCCAACACCUGGUGUUUGCCAACUGCAUCCCGCUGGUGCUGAAGUUCUUCAACCAGAACAUCAUGUCCUACAUCGCCGCCAAGAACACCAUCGCUGUCAUCGACUUCCCCAACUGUGUCAUCGGCGAGCAGCCCGAACUCACCGCAGAAAGUCUGGAAGCAGGAGACAGUAUUCAGUUCUGCUGGAGGAACCUGUUCUCCUGUAUCAACCUUCUCAGGAUCCUCAACAAACUCACCAAGUGGAAACACUCCAGGACUAUGAUGCUGGUGGUGUUUAAAUCAGCGCCCAUCCUGAAGCGAGCCCUGAAGGUGAAACAGGCCAUGCUGCAGCUGUACGUGCUGAAGCUGCUGAAGGUGCAGACUAAGUACCUGGGGAGGCAGUGGAGGAAGAGCAACAUGAAGACCAUGUCAGCCAUCUACCAGCAGGUCAGGCACAGGCUCAACGACGACUGGGCUUACGGAAACGACAUGGACGCCCGUCCGUGGGACUUCCAGGCGGAGGAGUGCGCCCUGCGCGCCAGCGUGGACCGCUUCAACCAGCGCCGGUACGGUGAGGAGCCCAGCGGCAUCGAGGCAGAGUUCCAGCACGUCGACAACAAUCUGCUCAGUGUGCUUGGACAGAAGGUGGACCUCCCUGAGGAAUUUAAGCUGGGUUAUGAGAAGUGGCUGCAGCGGGAAGUCUUCACCACACAGAUAGACUGGGACCAGCUGCUGUCCUGACUAGAUGUGGAGACAGGGGCGGGAGGGGGGGCAUAGGG
Messenger RNA from Branchiostoma belcheri (Belcher's lancelet), 2481 nucleotides. Its product is annotated as striatin-interacting protein 1-like. The record is from RefSeq and is a predicted model, not a curated record. Gene Ontology annotation, cellular component: cytosol. Gene Ontology annotation, biological process: cytoskeleton organization. The transcript is spliced from 21 exons. Lineage: Eukaryota; Metazoa; Chordata; Leptocardii; Amphioxiformes; Branchiostomatidae. Bases 35 to 2443 code for a protein of 802 amino acids.